AUGCAAGAAAAAGAAGUUUCUGGAGACACAAUUUGCAAGAGAGAUCGGAUGCUGAGCGAGAUGACAAGAGAGAAGAGAUGCCAGAUGGGCGAAAAGCCACAGUUAGCAGAGAGAGAUGUUGAGAAGAUCGAAAGACCAGAGAGGAACGAGAAGAGGAUGCUGGAGAUGAAAGAUGCUGGGGAGUGGAAACGGUGUGUGACGACAUCAGUGACGUCAUUCGCCGUUGCUGAGCCCCAUUGUCUCGCGCCUUCAGGGUCCGUCCGGUUGUGCGAGGAAGAUCGUGUGUCAGGAAAGGGACAGAAACGCAUGGAUCUCCUGCCCUGGGCUGUUAUCUGCUCAGAGCGAAAGAAAAAGGACAAGAGAAGUAACCGCGAAGGCAGUAGCGACGAGGAAUCACUCACAAAAAGUGCAGUUUCCCCGGACUUUUCAUCUGUAAGUAGCUUUAAAUUUGCUGCCAAACAGCACAUUUCACCAAUUCCCUUAACAAAGUGGGAACGACUCAAGAUGGCCUCUAAAAAUCUUGCGGCCCUCAGUUCUUCAACAAUAGAAGCUCGAUCCAGUCCUUAUUAUGAGAUCAGUGCUAUCGGCACAGAGAGGAAAGCAUCUGUUAUAUCACUCACGUGCACUUUUAAGCCGCAGGAUCCGGAACCAAGAUCAGCAACUCAGGACUACCCAGCCCUUAGCCGACUGAGGAUCCUCUCUGGCUCCCCACUUCACCUUCAGCACCCUACCAUACCACAACAGUUCCAUCAGCAUAACCAACUGCAGCAGGCAGUUCCAUCAGCAACAGUUCCAUCACAGAACCAACUGCAGGCAGCAGUUCCAUCAUCAGAACCAACUGCAGCAAGCAGUUCCAUCAUCAGAACCAACUGCAGGCAGCAGUUCCAUCAGGCAGAACCAACUAACCAAAUGCAGCAGCAGUUCCAUCAGCAGAAGCCAACCGCAGCAGCAGUCCAUCAGCAGAACCAACUGCAUCACAGCAGUUCCAUCAGUAGAACCAGCUGCAUCAGUAGUUCCAUCAGCAGAGCCAACCUCAGCAGCAGUUCCAUCAGCAACACUAACUGCAGCAUGUCGUAUAGCAAAUCAGAGAGAGUCCAUGCCCAGCGCUUGUCCUACGGCUUCAGGACAGGAGGAAUGACUUCUGCCCCGCUGGGCAGAAUUCCAUCAGCAGAACCAACUGCAGCAGGAGUUCCAUUAGCAGAACCAACUGUAGCAGAAGUUCCAUCAGCAGAACCAACUGCAGCAGGAGUUCCAUUAGCAGAACCAACUGUAGCAGAAGUUCCAUCAGCAGAACCAACUGCAGCAGGAGUUCCAUUAGCAGAACCAACUGUAGCAGAAGUUUCAUCAGCAGAACCAACUGCAUCUCAGCAGUUCCAUCAGCAACACUGCAGCAGCAAUUUCAUCAGCAACACUGACUGCAACAGCAGUUCCAUCAGCAACACUGACUGCAGCAGCAGUUUCAUCAGCAACACUGACUGCAGCAGCAGUUCCAUCAACAACACUGACUGCAGCAGCAGUUUCAUCAGCAACACUGACUGCAACUGUAGUGAAUCUCCAGCCAAAACCAACUGCGGCAGCAGUUCCAUCAACAGAAAAACUGCAGCAGCUGUUCCAUCAGCAGAACCAACUGCAGCAGCAGUUUCAUCAACAACAUUAACUGUAGCUGCAGUUUCAUCAACAGAGAAACUGCAGCAGCUGUUCCAUCAACAGAGAAACUGCAGCAGCUGUUCCAUCAGCAACACUAACUGCAGCAGCAGUUUCAUCAAGAGAACCAACUGCAGCAGCAGACCAACUGCAUCAGUAGUUCCAUUAGCAGAACCAACUGCAGCAGCAGUUCCAUCAGCAGAACCAACUACAGCAGCAGUUCCAGCAGCAACAGUUCCAUCAGUAGAACAACUGCAGCAGCAGUUCUAUCAACAGAACCAACUGCAGCAGCAGCAGUUUCAGCAGCAAAAGUUCCAUCACAAAACCAACUGCAGCAGCAGUUCCAUCAGCAGAACCAACUGCAGCAGCGGUUCCAUCUGCCAAACCAGUUGCAACAACAGUUCUAGCAGCAACACCAACUGCAACAGCGGUUCCAAGAGCAGAACCAGCUGCAGCAGCAGUUUUAUUAGCAGCACCAGUUACAGCGACUGUUCCAUCAGCAUUAGCAGUUCCACCCAAAACACUAAUAGCAACUGUUCUAUCAGGAGCCAGUUGCAUCAACAAUUCCAUCAGCAGCACCAGCUGAUUCAUCAACAACACAAGCUUCAGCAGCAUUCCCAUCAGCAGCAGUUCCAACAGCAGUAG
Messenger RNA from Penaeus indicus, 2289 nucleotides. RefSeq lists its product as uncharacterized. The coding region runs from base 1 to 2289 and encodes 762 amino acids. Lineage: Eukaryota; Metazoa; Arthropoda; Malacostraca; Decapoda; Penaeidae. The record is from RefSeq and is a predicted model, not a curated record. The transcript has 16 exons.